Messenger RNA from Trypanosoma theileri, 408 nucleotides. RefSeq lists its product as uncharacterized. Lineage: Eukaryota; Euglenozoa; Kinetoplastea; Trypanosomatida; Trypanosomatidae. The transcript has a single exon. The record is from RefSeq and is a predicted model, not a curated record. The coding region runs from base 1 to 408 and encodes 135 amino acids.
AUGAGGGCUGUCCCAUCGCGGCGCCCAGCUUAUCCACUUCCAUCUCCCAGGGAAAAGCCAAACAUACUUCACACAUUGUUAUGGUGGGGCAGGCGGUGGGGUUCCAACAAACCAAAAUACCUAUGGGGCGAAAUGUUCUGUUUAGAUUUCACCGUUUUCCUUUUCUGCAUUUCCCAUGGAUUCCCUUUUCACACCACACAUGGCGGUAGCGGAACGCCUCAACACCAUCAUAGCGGAAUUUGCCUUUAUCAUGAGGGUGUGGUGAAUCCUUCCCUUUGUUCUUUUUGUUCAUGGCGCCGCGUGCCACCGAGUAAAAGGUGCCGUUGGAUGGACACACCAUGUCACGAGGGGAACGGGGAAGGGUCAUCUUUGCGGAAUACCUUUCAAACCCAUCUUACCCAGCGUUGA